AUGCCGCCGAAGAAAGCAGCAGCCAAGAAAGGUGGGGAGAAAGAAGAGGCACCUAAGAAAGAAGCAAAAGGAGGUACUGCUGUCAAAGUACGCCAUAUCCUUUGUGAAAAACAGAGCAAAGCUUUGGAAGCGAUUGAAAAGCUGAAAUCCGGCAUGAAAUUUCAUGAGGUUGCU
Molecule: messenger RNA, 174 nt
Organism: Cylicostephanus goldi
Lineage: Eukaryota; Metazoa; Nematoda; Chromadorea; Rhabditida; Strongylidae
Source: the annotation of a GenBank genome assembly